Messenger RNA from Caenorhabditis auriculariae, 5115 nucleotides. The record is from the annotation of a GenBank genome assembly. Lineage: Eukaryota; Metazoa; Nematoda; Chromadorea; Rhabditida; Rhabditidae.
AUGAAGGGGUCGGCGUCGACGGCGCGGAUGCUUCUGCAGAAGUUGGGCGGCUCGGGAUGUCCCCAUCACGCCCACACCGAUGGCCCAAUCAAAGCGGCCAACCUCCACGCAAAUAAUAGUUGGUACCUUUACAGAGGAAUGUUUCAUAAAAAUCGGGACUUUUUAGAAUCGUGCGAUUAUGCGUUCGAAAUGAUAUUUUCGACGCUUCGUUUCGGUACCGGCGUCACUUUGGAAGUCAAUUUUAUUUAUUUUCAAAAUAAAAUGAAUUUUUCAAGGUUGGGCACGACAUUCGCUCCUACGGCGCCAAGAACACUUUGAUAGUGACGGACAAAAACGUUCAGAAUACGAUUGCCUUUAAGUAAUCGAUAAGUGAAAAAAGAAAAAAAAAAGAAUGAAACUCUCAGGAACACUGAGAAAGCCCUGAAAGACGCGGGGAUUCAGUUCAAAGUCUUCGACGACGUCCUGAUCGAACCGACUGAUACGAGUUUGAAAAUGAGUCAUGCAAAAGUUGAAUUCUGGAAAUCUAGGCAUGAAAAAGGCCAUCGAUUUCGCGAAAUCGCAUCGAUUUGACAGUUUCGUGGCGGUCGGUGGGGGCUCUGUUAUCGACACUACAAAGGUUCCAUUUUUGAAGAAAUAAUGAGCGUUUCUAAACAGGGACACAUAAAUGGCUUAAAAAGGAAGUUAGGAUGUAUUUUCGGAAAAGCACUUUUAUGAAAAACUCCGCUCGUAUAGUCAAUCCAUCCCUACUUGAAAUCCUUGGCACGAGUCCAAUUCACCGAAUAUUUAAAAAGCUCGGUUACCGCUCUUUUGUGAUCCAUUUCACUGCUUUUAAGGCGAAAAUGAAAAAAUCAAUAAAGAAUAAAGAAAAGGUGCGAUAAAACAGCUCUUCAAAUAGUCGCUGGCGGUUGAAUUGAUGUGCCAAGUAUGCCAAGAACCGCGUACGCACACGCCACGCGAAGCAUGAAUUGGUUUUUAAAAAAAAGUCAAGACUUCUAAAAUAGACUAACCGACGAAAAAAUAAAGCUUUCGCCAGGCGGCUGCCCUGUACACGUCCAAUCCGGAAGCGGAUUUUCUUGAUUUCGUCGGCCCGCCUUUCGGAAAAUCCUUGGUCCCAAAAAAUCCAAUGUUGCCCUUGGUUGCGAUUCCGACGACCGCUGGAACUGGCAGCGAAACUACCGGUUCGUUUCAAAAAGAAAGUAAGAAAACAAAUCUAGAAGUCGCUAGUUUGAGUAAAUGCUAAGAAAUACACCUUUGUUGAUGUUUUGUAUUGCGCGUGAGACUGUCUCGUUUUAAGAAACUCUGAAAAAAGACUACCGUAAGCGCAGCUUUUUUGCGCUUUCGCUUCGAGACGCUUCAUAAAAUACUGCAAAAACAGGUCUCGAAGCGAAAAAAAGAGAGUUGAAAGAGAAUAAAAAAUAGGCUAAGAAGCGUUUUUUAGUUGAUAUUUUGUAUUGCAUACGAGACGGCCACUUUUUAAACUUCGGUGAAUAAAGCUACCGUAAACAAAGCUUUUUUUGAGCUUUCCAGAAAAGGCUGCAAAAAAGAGACGCUACAGAAAAGACUGCAAAAAACAGGUCUCAAAGCGAGAAAAAAAAUUCAGGCCUUUUACCAUGAAAAUUCGAAUUUUUAGGUGUUUCAAUAAUGGACCUGCCGGAGCACAAGUGCAAAACCGGGAUCCGAAUGAGAAGUAUCAAACCACGGCUUGCACUUAUCGACCCUCUGAAUGUUAUGAGGUUUUGGAACUUUUAAGGAAAAAUUUUUUCAAAAAGCCUUCCACAGCUCGUAAAAUUUCAUACUUAUUUCCUUAGCUCGGAUUUUCUUUGAAUUAAAAAAAUUGACAUUUGAAAAGAAAAAUUUUUUUUCCGAAGAUUUAGGAGUUUAUAUUUACUAGACAACGAGUACAUCCCAUUAGAGAAAAACUUGAAAGAGCGUAUUUGAAAAAUGCUAGUGUAGCGUACAUUUCACGGGGUUAGAAUCAUAUAUUAUUCAAAUCAGAGGCGUCAUUUACAUUAAUUUUUCAUUUAAUCUAAAUCCAUUUUUUUUUAAUUAAUUUUCUUGAAUUUUCGGUGGUUAUGAUGUCCAGUUAAAUUUCCUAUGUAGAGUAUGGUUCUAUUUUUUCUUUUUUUAGGCGAAAAGUUUCAGAUUUUCAGAUUUAUGGUAGCUACUUCUCCACCUCUGAUUUAAAUGAUGAACUAAGGAAAGUUUAAGAGGUUUAAGGGAAGCUCUGAAAUUUUCCCUCUCCGGGUGUCCCUAUUUUACCCCCUAUCAGGGGCCCCGAAAUGGCCAAAUCCCUAUAGGGACCCCCUAAACUUUUCUUAGAAACUAAAAACUAAAAAAUUUCGGAAAAACGCUUUUUGAAGUUUCGGAAGUUGAUUUUUAGUAGGACUGUUUUAGAACAAGAAGUACAUCACAUCAGAAAACACAUAAAAGAGGCCAUUUAAAAGUUGCUAGUGAAACGUACAUUUCACGGGCUGAGAAUUAAGGUAUUUUCAAAUUGAUUGACUUCAUUUAUAUGGAGUUGACGUGAAAAGCAAAGUGUGAAAAAAGAAAUAAAAUUGAGAUUGCAUUCAGUAUGCCUCGAAACGUGACGAUUUAUUCGGGUUUCGACGUUUUGUGCCACGCUUUGGAGAGUUUCACCGCUUUGCCUUAUGAUCAAGUGAGGUUUCCGGAAUAAUUGGAUUAGGAAAGUAAAUUAUUUUUUUUUUCUUGACAAGUUUUGAAAGUUCUAAAGAUGUUUUAAUCAAAGGUUCAGAUGAAAAUUUAGAAAGAAAAAAGAAAGUUUUGAUAAAUGAUGAGAAGAGUAGGCCCUCAUAGGGUCUAGAAAUAAAAAAAAAGCUAGCAAAAAAUAUUUUCGGGACUUCUUGGAGGUAAGUUUCGGGCUUUUAUACGGGCAAAGUCCAAGGACUUUCCAAUUUCCUUAGAAAAAUAAUAAUAGCUUAUUUUGAAGUUCCUAGAUAAGUGAAGAAAAAAAAUUUUAAGCUUCUCUUUCUUUUAGCGGUUCAAAAACCUUUUCAAAAAUUUUUUUUGAAAAAAGACCUUCCCAUCGGCUUUUUAUUCCUUCUUUUCUGGAACUUCGUACGAAUUUCUUUUCAGCACCUUUUUUAUCUUCUUGAAGGGAACUUUCCAGUGAAAAAUCACAAAAAGGCGCUAGGAGGGUUUUUUGAGGACCCUUUUAGGUAAUUUUGGACUUUGUCCAUGUACCUCAUUCGACAAAAAAAAAUCCUCAAAUUAAACUUUCAAGAGACCACCAAGGCCAGAACGCCCAGAACUCCGACCGGUCUACCAAGGGUCAAAUCCGAUCAGUGACGUUUGGAGCAAAGAAGCUCUUCGGGUAAAUAAUUGAAUUAUUUAUUUAUUUUUUUGAGCUUUUAGAGAUUUUUUUAUAUAACAGCUUACAUCAAAGUAUCAAUAGAAAAUCAGAUUUUUUGAAGAAAAUUAGACCCAUAAAAAACUCACGAUGAGCUCUUUGAAAAGAGUCAUUAGAAAUAGACCUCUUUCAUGAAUAUUUUGUCCGAAGCUCCGAAGCUUUUUUUUAUCAUUUCUUUGAAUUUCACCGUGUUAGGCAUCACAUGACCUUUUUAGCGAUCUAAUUUCAAUCCAAUUUGAUCUCAACCUUUUUCUAAUUGUACUCCUAAUCAAUGGUACAAGAAAGUUUAUUCAAAGAAAUCUUCAGAUAAUCGGAAAAUAUUUCCGACGGGCGGUCAACGACCCAUCGGACGAAGAAGCUCGACGGCACAUGCUCAUGGCCAGUUCCUUUGCUGGAAUCGGCUUCGGAAACGCCGGAGUUCACAUUUGCCACGGAUUGUCGUAUCCUAUCAGGUUAGAGAAAAACAUUUUAGGGUUCAUUUUUUGGGAUAUUAAAACAGAAAGGCGGUCAAAAAUAAUUCAACUGGAAAUGGUUUUUAAUAGUGAAAAAGGUAAAGGAGAACUGCAAUACCAGAUUUUACACUGCGAAAUGAAAAAAAAGUUUUUUUAAGGCCUAUAGUAAAAGACGAAAUAGUUCAAGAACAGACUCAGGCUAAAUUGAAAAAAAGGAGCAAAAUAGCUCCAAGGAUAUUUCGACCGCCCGUCGGAAUCCGAUUAACUGAACUGUUUUUCUCAUAUAGAAUCUAUUGUUAGAAAUAACUAAUUGGAUAUUGAAAUCGAUAAAGUCUAGAAUUAUUUUUUAAUCAGCUGAAGGAGCAAAUUUUCAGCCUUUUGUUCGGCGAAUCGGAAUAGUUUCAGUUCUCCCUUAAGAGGUCACUUCACUUUUACCUAAAUUUCAUUAAUAGAAGAGCAAAUUAUUGGUGAAGUGCUCUGAUGAUCCCUUUAAUCAAAUAUUUAACCCAGUUUUUUCCGCCCCUAAAAAAAAUCAAAUCUUCAGAACCUAAUAAAAACUGUUAAAAAAAUGAUUUCCCUUACAGUUCUCAAGGCAAGAAGUACGCGGAUACGGACUAUCCAAAAGAUAAGAAACUGAUUCCGCACGGCCUAUCAGUGAUGACAACGGCCGUCGCCGACUUUGAGUUCACCACUGCCGCCUGUCCCGACCGCCACGCGACCGCAGCGCGAGCUCUCGGUGCUGAUCUCAAGGUUCUGUUCCAAGAGUUGAAACAUUGACAAGAGAAAGAUUUCCAGCCUAACGCAAGCAACGAGUACAUUGCCAAAACGUUAUGCGACGAGCUGCGCGGCUUCAUGCGCGAUUUCGGCGUUCCCAACGGCCUGAAAGGCAUGGGCUUCGAGUAUUCGGAUAUUGGUGAGAUUUAUCAUCUGAAAAAGUUUGAGCUUUCGGAUUCAAGAGAAAAAAUUUUUCAUUUCACUACCUUAAAAAAGGCUCGAAUCAACCAAAAAAAUUACAGACGAUUCUAAAAAAACUUUCUGAGGCUACAAAAAAGGAGCUCAAAAGCUUUUUACCAUUAUUUUUUGGAGCAUUUAGAGGAACCUUUCCGCUCCUUCCGAGGGUCCUCAAAAAACUUUUCGCGUUUUACUUAUGAACAGAAGACAUAGAUCGAAAAGAUGUUUUCAGGAGCCCUAACAGAAGCCGCUGUUCAUUCGGUCCCCAAUAUAGUCAUUUCCCCGGCGCCUACCGACUUCGAAAUCAUCAACAAACUCUACGAAAAGUCCCUCACUGUUUAUUGA